Messenger RNA from Psylliodes chrysocephalus, 2850 nucleotides. The record is from the annotation of a GenBank genome assembly. NCBI's taxonomy places the organism in Eukaryota, Metazoa, Arthropoda, Insecta, Coleoptera, Chrysomelidae.
UGAAAAAUGAGAGGGAAUGCAAAAAUCACUAUAACGACACUUCAUAUUAUUAACGACAGCUCUGUGGCUAUCGUUGAUGAACGACAAUUUUGUCUAUUUUCAACGACAAUCGUUGUCUACUGAAUAAGAAAAGUCGUCUGUGAACGAUUAUCGUCUAUUAGGAUUCCCCACUCGACCAUUGACUGUUGGGUUCUAAUUAACAGUGCUGUUCCUAAAGUGGCGCUGGGAAACAGUAACAAAGCCUACACAGAACACACAUGAUUGAGAAUUUAAAAAAACACAAAUUUGAGACUGGCAUAUUAGGUAUAUACACCUAGGCCAUAAAUCGAAAAAAAAAAAAAAAAAAAAAAACGACGUCGUUCAGAGUUACUGAAUAGGCCCCUUAAACUGACAAACAUCAAAAUAAGUUUAUAAACAUCGCCUGUUACCUAUCUAUUUUUUUAAUCAUCUGAGCAUGAUCUGAUGUUUUGUCCACCAGUUGACAGAUUUUUUGCUUUGUGACUUUUCUGAACAGAAGUUUUUUAUAGGUUAAGUCUACAUAAAUAGAUUCAAAUAUUCAAAAUAAAUAAUAUUAAAUAUUUUAAAUUGUUUGCCAUAAACAAUGCAGAUUUGUGGAAUUUGCGGAAGCAACCAUUGUGCAAUGGACUGUGAUAUAAUACAAAUGAUGUCCCAUAUCCCUGAUAAAAUCAUUCCAUCUAAAGCGAAAUUAACUUUACCAGACGAUUUAACAUUAAAAAAGAUGGCAGAUAAUACUUACAGCGUAGUUGCGACAUACGCAAUUUGUAAAGGAACUCAGUUUGGACCAUUGCAGGCAAAAAAACUUUGUUCCUUAUUGCCAGCUAUUUGUUUUCCUUUGAGAGUAUUCUACGAAACUGAAGACGAUUUUUCUGAAUAUUAUCUAGAUACUAGUGAUGAAAAUGAAUGUAAUUGGAUGAUGUUUAUUAAUCCUGCCAGUGAUUUUGAAGAACAAAACGUAGUUUGUUAUCAGGAUGAGGAAGACAUUUACUAUAUUACUAGCAGAGAUAUUUGUGAGGGCGAAGCCUUAAAAGUAUGGUACUCUCCAUAUUAUGCUACAAAAAUGAAGAAAGACAUAUUAAAACCUUUAAUUAGUGAAACUAAUGAAAAUUUAAAAAAUAACGAGUGUAUAGAUGCACUAGUUAGAAAGAAAAAAAAUAUUACAUCAAGGGAAAUGUGGAGCUGCAAAUUCUGUGGUAAAAUGGAAAGAAACCUUUCAGAAUUUGCUCUGCACCUAUUAAAACACUAUCGUGCAAAAUUGGGAAGGUAUUGCAAUAUAUGUAAUGUCUCUUUUCAAAAAGUUCAAGGUUACCAAAAACAUUUGAAAAUUGUUCAUGAAAAAGACGUUAUAAACAACAAACUUUCUCUACAGUCAGAGCCAAAAUCAGUCAUAAAAAAGGCAGAUAAACAGACAGAUUCCUUGUCGAAAGAAAAUUAUUUCGGAGGUCCUUUAUUAAAUGAAUUUCUCAGUGAUAGUAUGGAUAAUACAAAUUUGGCAUUGCACCAGUUGGAUUUAACCGGCAUAGAAAAUCAUAGUAAUCUGUUUGAACACGAAAAUUUGAAUCUAAAUAUGGAAUCAAUUCUUCCAGAAAGUGUCAAAGAUUUGGACAAUUUUAAUUUUGAAUUGGCUGAAAACGAAACUGAACAAUUCGUUUGCGAUAUUUGCUUGAAGAUAUUUAGAAAGUUAAAGAAUUUGAUGGAGCAUAUGAAUAUUCAUACUGGAAAGUUUACAUGUGUUGACUGUAAUAAGGUAUUUGCACGAAAAGAAAAUUUAAGCAAUCACCCCUGCAAAUUAUUUUACAAAUUUCAAUGUCCUCAUUGUUCCAAAAUAUUUUUCCAGAAGAAAUAUCUUUAUAGUCAUAUAAAAAAAUGUCAUGACAAAAAGGAUAAGCUGCAAGAAUGUACCACUUCUAAAGAACCGGCACAUCCAACAGUAACAUAUCCAUGUAAUCAAUGUUCUAAAACGUUUACUCAUAAGAAUAAUCUGAUAAUUCAUUCAGCGACCCAUUUACCAAGAGAAAAGUAUACAUGUCCAAUUUGUAAUACAUUGCUGGGUAAUCAAAAGUCUUACAGAAAGCAUUAUAAACUUCACGAAGGACAUGUGAAUAAAUGCGAAAUUUGCCAAAAAGUUUUUAAUAGAAAAGACACUUUACAAUACCACAUCGAUCACGUACAUUCAGCUAAAAUGGAAAUUUGUCCAAUUUGCAACAAAGCGAUAAAAUCGAAAAAAUUGUUAAAAGUUCAUAUGAAAUUACAUAAGGAACACUCUUUUAACUGUUCUCAAUGCUCAUCCACGUUCAAACAACGUCAUAAUUUGACUAGGCAUAUAAAAAUUAAUCAUGAAAUGAACAGGGGGAUCCAAUCGUUCCUUUCAAAUAUCGACAAACAAUAUUCUUGUCCGAAAUGUGAUAAAAAGUUUAAGUUAAGUAAAUCCCUCAAGAAACAUCUAGAAACUUUGCAUCCUGAAGAACAAAUUGAUUACAAAACGCUUAAUUUGAAGAAAAUCAAUCGUAGAAUAGAACCAAACUUUUCUAAACAAAUGGACGACUCUGUUAUGGAUCUAAAACAAACCAUCGAAAAUAUGAAUUUCGAUACCGACGAAAUAAAUCAUGAGAUAACUAUUGAAAUCGAUAAAUUGCUAAAUAACCCCGAAAAUUAUGGUAGCGAAAGCAAUGAUAGACUAGUAGAAAGUUUGAUUAACACGGCAGUAGGUGAAACAAAUUUGGAUAACAAAAUGCAGCCGAAAGAUCCGAUGCUAUCUAUGCCUGAUUUGGAUAUUGAUGAUCACCUUCAUUGAAAAAAUUGACAUCGAUAGAUAUUUGAUACAAGAACUGA